Messenger RNA from Colletotrichum karsti, 1206 nucleotides. Its product is annotated as protein kinase-like domain protein. Gene Ontology annotation, biological process: protein phosphorylation. The transcript has a single exon. Lineage: Eukaryota; Fungi; Ascomycota; Sordariomycetes; Glomerellales; Glomerellaceae. Gene Ontology annotation, molecular function: protein kinase activity. The record is from RefSeq and is a predicted model, not a curated record. The coding region runs from base 1 to 1206 and encodes 401 amino acids.
AUGAUCGACCCGGAGUUCAGAUACUUUGCCCCCGGCGGUUUCAUCCAGCCGGGUGGGCCUAGCACCUGGCACAUUCUCGAUUGGGACCAGAGGCGAGUGAUCGCCGUUACCAUGGACGAAGAACAGGACAGCGAAGACCUGGCCAUCGAACAUCUGGAGAAACACAUCGAUACCCUCCCGCCUGACGUGUACGCGAUUCACGUCUCUCACGACGGACAUCUGAUUUCCACCUCCACCGACCCCGAAGAUGACGAAACCACCUGCGUAUAUUACCCGCCUCUAGAGGAACUGCAGCGGCCAGAGGGUCUCCGAACCAUCACCCGCUCCGACCUGGAGGAAAUCGACCGGAUAUGUCCCAACGUUGAUCUCGUGUCAUAUCAGGCACACCCUGGCGUCGGCGGCGCGAAGAAGGUCGUGUUCAAAUACUAUUUUCUCUACCAGUUCAUGCACAAGCUGUGGCAUGAAAUGAAUUUGUGGAUGCGUCUUCCUCCGCAUCCGAACAUCGUCAAGUUCGACCGACUCGUUGUUGACGAACUCGACGGUCACGUUGUCGGGUUCACGAAUGUUUAUAUCCCCGGCGGCACCAUUGAGGAUAACCGAGCACGUGUGUUCAAGCUCAAAUGGCUUGAGCAGCUGACCCGUGUCGUGGACGACCUCAACCUCAAGCACGGCAUCGUGCAUCAGGACAUCGCCGCACGGAAUCUGCUGGUGGAUCCGUCGACCGACAACCUUCUUCUGUUUGACUUCAACCACUCGGGUCGCAUUGGAGGCGACGGGCACGUCAACGAGCGAGACGACGUCAAGGGUGUCAUCUUCACCCUGUACGAGAUCAUCACCCGCGAUAAGCAUUUCAGGGAGGUGCCCCAUGACCAGCAGAAUCCCGCCGACGUUCAAUCGUUGGAUACGUGGCCCCAACACCAAGACGUUCACCUCGAUCGCCCCGUCUCGGAAUAUCGGUCGGUUCUGGAUCGAUGGGUACAGCGGAGGCAAGAAGGAAAGCGUAUUUCUGUUUAUACGGAAGCGGAGGACCCCAUCGACUGGCCGCUAAUUAACCCACCCCCCGAACCGCCCUUCCUCAGCUCAGACGCGGAAGGCAAUCCGAUUACAAAGAUGGUAUCGAGCUGGGCUGAAUUACGCCAAAGCAAGAGACAGAAGGGCGAGGUCACCCUGGACUGGGAACGCCCACCGCAAAACAGAGCUGUAUGA